This is a messenger RNA of Elgaria multicarinata webbii, 1571 nucleotides long. RefSeq names its product MYCL proto-oncogene, bHLH transcription factor (gene MYCL). Bases 65 to 934 code for a protein of 289 amino acids. The transcript is spliced from 2 exons. Gene Ontology annotation, biological process: regulation of transcription by RNA polymerase II. Lineage: Eukaryota; Metazoa; Chordata; Lepidosauria; Squamata; Anguidae. Gene Ontology annotation, molecular function: protein dimerization activity; DNA-binding transcription factor activity, RNA polymerase II-specific; RNA polymerase II cis-regulatory region sequence-specific DNA binding. The record is from RefSeq and is a predicted model, not a curated record.
UGACUACCUGCUGGAGCCCGGGCGGCUGCUGGGCAACCUGAGCGCCUUCGUGCUGCGCGACUGCAUGUGGAGCGGCUUCUCGGCCCGCGAGCGCCUCGGCAGAAGCCUGGGCGAGAAGCUGGCCGCCAAGCCGCCUGCCCCGCCGCCUGCCCCGCCUCCAGGAGCGCACGAGCCCGGGCUGGACGGCCAGUGCGUGGCCCCGGGCGCCGUCUUUGCCUGGCCCGUCGGGGGGCCCGCGGCGGCAGACAGCAAGAUUCCGGCCUCGUCCGGCUCCGAGAGCCAAAGCGACUCUGAAGGGGAAGAAAUCGAUGUGGUGACUGUGGAGAAGAAGAGGCAGUCCCUCAGUGUGAGGAAGCCGGUCACCAUCACAGUCCGAGCUGACCCCUUGGAUCCAUGCAUGAAACAUUUCCACAUAUCCAUCCACCAGCAGCAGCACAACUAUGCUGCCCGCUCCCCUUCGGAGGCCUGCCCCAGGGAGGGCGCCUUGGAGAGAGGCACCCAGGAAGACGAAGAGGAGGAGGAGGAGGAGGAGGAGGACAGCAGCAACAGCCACAAUGCUGAUGCCAGUGGGGAUGGCCAUGGUGCACAGUCCCCAGGGCAAGUGGAGGAGAGUUUCUCUCCGGAAUCUAUCUUCCCGAAAUCUGGGAGCGCUCCCAGCUCAGACACGGAAGAUGUGACUAAGCGGAAAAACCACAACUUCUUGGAGCGCAAGCGGCGGAAUGACCUUCGCUCCCGUUUCCUGGCACUGAGGGACCAGGUGCCUGAUCUUGCAACCUGCUCCAAAACCCCCAAAGUGGUGGUCUUGAGCAAAGCGUCUGAGUACCUGCAGUCUCUGCUCCGUGCAGAGCAGCAGAUGGUUGCUGAGAAGAAGCUGCUGAAGUUGCAUCAGCUUCAGCUGUUGAAACGGAUUUCACAUCUGAAGGGGGUGCAUUAGCUCCCAAGAACUCUAAACUGCUUUCCUGUCUGAUCUGCACUUUUUUGGUCUGUUUUUUUGGGUGGGUGGGUGGGUUGCGGACUCUUAAACUGCAGUUCACAGAAUGCAUUGCAACUGGUGCACACAUGUGGCUAGUCCUCAUUCUCCUCCCCACCCCAACCCGUUACUCUGAUUCAUCCUACUGUGGUUGCUGGAGUUAGCUUCUCCAGCAGAUGCAGAGGUGUGAACUUCUUGUAGAGGCGCAGGGCUGUGGGCUUUAAUUACUGAGAUUUCGGCUCCUCCUGCAAGAUGCUGGCUUCUGUGCAAGCUGAGCAGUGCUGCAUUCAGACUGGGAUCAAUAUAGACUGUGUGUUUUGAGUCAAGCUCUGGCACAUAUUGGAAGGGAGGUCUUCCUCAAUAGAAGCAAUAUUUUUGAGGGAGGGUCCUGGGUCAAUUCUUCUAAAGCUAGGCACAAGGAUGGAUCUUGCCUUCACCUGUCCUGAGGGGCAUCUUCUCUCUCCACCCCGCUGUCCCAUGUCCCCCAAGUUUGACUAUAAACACAUGACCACCGAUGUUUUUAUGUGCCUCCUCUCCUUCCCUGGUCCAUCUCUUCUUGCUGUUGCCAUUCAAUUUAAAGGAUGAAUUGCUCACCCUUAUC